UACUCACUUUUGAGAUACUUUAGACAUUAUAAUACAUCAUGUAAUGUCAUUGAAUAUGACAAACCACUACAAUUUUUUGACCAUAGAUUCCACAACCUUUAUUUUAAUAUACCAUAUUCUUUUAUAAUUUUAGGGAGUCAAACUGAAAUGGUAGAGGGGUACGUGCACUGAACUUUGUUAUACGGAUGAUGCAUGAUUUGAGCAUAUUUUAUCAUCAUUGAUGUGGGAAGGCACAAUUGUUUCCGUUGAUAACGGCAUUUUCAUUUCAUUCCCUCCAAAAAAGUCUUAGAUCAUAGCAGUUUCUUACAAUUUUUCUUCCAAUACUACAACUUUUUUGACUUUUUGAUCUGUUUUUCUAGUACAUUUUCUUGAUUCUGUACUCAUUUUCAUCCCCUAAAUUUCUUCUCACUUUUACUUCCCACUAAUUUUUGGUGCUUUAAAAUCAUAAUGGUGCUAGGAAAAAAGAAGAAAAAAGGAAUUUCUUUACAAGUAGACUACAUUGUUAGCAUUUUAGAAAUCAAACCUUGGCCACCUUCAGUAGCAUUAUGUUCAGUACAAACAGUACUAAUCCAAUGGGAAAAUGGUGAUCAAAAUUCCGGGUUUUUACCUCCAGGAGUUCCUUCUCUUAAUGGUUUCGACGAUGGAAAAAUCGAGUUCAACGAGUUCUUUAAACUUCCUGUCACAUUAACAGGGAAACACAACCAAAGUUUUCAGAAGAAUAGCUUAGAGUUUCAUUUGUAUGAGCCAAAAAAAGAUAAAGCAGUUAAAGGUCAACUUUUGGGAACUGCUGUAAUUAAUCUUGCAGAAUAUGGGAUUAUCAGAGAUGUCCAGACUAUAAUUACUCCAAUUAUUAUUACUAAAAAGGUUUCUAAAGGUACUAGUAGUCAGCCCCUUCUUUAUGUUCAAAUCCAACCUUUUGAUAACGAAGGGAUUGAAUCUGUUUUAAGAAUGAUGAGUGAGCAAUGUGAUGAUGAUUCUGAGUUCACUUCUUUGACUGAUGAUGAUGAGGGUACCUCGAUUUCUUCGAGGUCUAUGAGUUUUCAGGCUGGGAGUUCGUCGUUUCAGGUCGAUGAAAUGCUUAACUUUGUCAAUGUGGGUCUAAACUCGGACCUAGUGGGUGCUCCAGAGGUAAAGGAAACCGAAAAUGAUGGCAGAAGAUCGAUAGAGAACAAAGAACAUGUGCAAAGUGGGGAGGAUGAUUGGGGAUCAGGCAGAAAAAGCUCAGAGAGCAGUAAUGUGUUUGGCAAAUUCUCAGAAGUUGCAAAAACCAGAAAACAGACCUCUAGAAGCAUCAGUACUCUAAAAUUUGGCAAAAAAGGGCUUGAUUUACAUGGUCUUGGUGAUAAGUUAAAGCACAUAAAAUCUGUCAGACUUCCUACUGAUUCUCCAAGAGCAAGCGGUCCUCCAAUUCCUUUGCAUUUAUUUGACAAGUCGAAGGAAGAAAGUUCUGUAAAAGAAGUACAAGUUGACACAAAAAGUCAAGAAAAAAGCGAUAAGAAAGAUAAGAAGAAUGUAAAAUCUGACAAUAAAGCUGAAUUUGAGUCAAAAAUAAAGAUGCUUGAGGAAGAGUUGAGAGAAGCUGCUGCACUUGAGAUUGGAGUGUACUCAGUAGUAGCUGAGCAUCUGAAUUCCAAAAGGAAAGUCCACGCACCAGCUCGAAGGCUUUCAAGGUUUUAUCGACAUGUUUGUAGAGCGGAAUCACAAGCUAACAGAGCAAGUUCUGCUAGGACCAUUGUUUCAGGACUUGUUAUGGUUUCUAAGGCUUGUGGAAAUGAUGUUCCAAGGUUAACUUUUUGGUUAUCAAAUGCUAUAAUACUGAGAGCUAUGGUGAGCCAGAUUACCGAAGAGAUUCCUCCUCCGGCUGAACCAAGUAGCACUACUGAGACUAAAUCUGGGAGAAAGAAGUCAGAGAAGAAAACUCCCUUAAACGACUCAAUAGAUAGCUUGGGUGAUUGGGAAGACCCACGUACGUUCAUCAUGGCAUUAGAGAAGGUCGAAGCCUGGAUCUUCUUUCGGAUUGUUGAGGGCUUAUGGUGGCAGAGUUUUACACCCCAUAUGCAACCAACAAAGAAAAAGAAAGGGAAGAGGCUAACCACAAGAAAAACUCAGAGAUGGAAAUAUGGUUUAGGGGAUCAAGAGCAAGGGAGUUUUUCUACAGACCUUUGGAAGAAAGCCUUCCAGGAUGCUUGUGAACGGCUUUGUCCCAUUCGAGCUGGUGGUCAUGAUUGUGGUUGCUUGCCAAUGUUGUCAAAAAUGGUAAUGGAACAGUUGGUAGACAGACUAGAUGUUGCGAUGUUUAAUGCCAUUCUUCGAGACUCAGAAGAAGAGAUGCCAACUGAUCCAAUGUCCGAUCCCAUCAGUGAACUUAAAGUUCUUCCCAUUCCUGCAGGAAAAUCAAGUUUUGGUGCUGGUGCUCAGCUUAAGAAUGCUGUUGGAAGCUGGUCGAAAUGGCUCAGUGACUUCUUUGGUCUUGAAGAAGAUGAGCCAGCUAAACAUCAGGAUGACUCCAAUGAAGAAGCUUCUGUCAAGGCCUUCCAUCUACUUAAUGCAUUGGGUGAUCUCAUGAUGCUUCCACUUGGAAUGCUUUCUGAUGCCACCACAAGAAAGGAGGUAUGUCCUAUAUUCGGAGGAUCUCUUAUCAAAAGGGUCUUCACCAAUUUUGAACCAGAUGAUUUCUCUCCAAAUUCUAUUACAGAUGAAGUUCUUGAAUCUUUGGAUUCUGAGGAUUCUCAUGAGACUUCAAAAGAUUGUACUGUUAAGAGCUUCCCAUACGAUGCAAAACCUGUAGUAUACUCACCUCUUCCAGCUACAUUGUUCUUGGGUUUGUUAGGAGAUUCAAGCAGUCAAUCUCAGAAGAAAAAUGGGUCAUCAUUACUUAGAAAAUCACAUAACAGUGAUGAUGAUCUUGAUAAGCUGAGUGUACCACUAGCUUUGAUCAAUGUUCAGAACACAUGCAUUGAACCCGCCUCAUCGAAAACUGACUGGAUGCCCAAGGGGAAAGGUGGCAGAGAUGUCGUUAGAUAUAGACUCUUGCAGGAAGCAUGGAGAAAUGGCUCCUGAUAUCACUCACAGUCAUGCUAAUUAACCUGAUCUGCAGUCUGCAGCAAGAGAGUACCCUGUAAAUUACACUCAUUAUUAUUUCUCCUUUAGUUCUCUGAUAAAUUGUUCUCCAAAUUUCGUAUAGAUAUAGUAUUUGUUCGACAUUUAAGUCCUCAAUGACUCUAAGAAAUCUAAACAACUGCCAAGAUUAACCCACCGGUUUAAUUCAA
Beta vulgaris subsp. vulgaris (sugar beet) is the source of this 3269-nucleotide messenger RNA. RefSeq lists its product as hypothetical. Gene Ontology annotation, cellular component: nuclear pore. Bases 448 to 3060 code for a protein of 870 amino acids. NCBI's taxonomy places the organism in Eukaryota, Viridiplantae, Streptophyta, Magnoliopsida, Caryophyllales, Amaranthaceae. The record is from RefSeq and is a predicted model, not a curated record. The transcript is spliced from 8 exons.